Nanorana parkeri is the source of this 785-nucleotide messenger RNA. RefSeq names its product sorting nexin 24 (gene SNX24). The record is from RefSeq and is a predicted model, not a curated record. NCBI's taxonomy places the organism in Eukaryota, Metazoa, Chordata, Amphibia, Anura, Dicroglossidae. Bases 167 to 679 code for a protein of 170 amino acids. The transcript is spliced from 7 exons. Gene Ontology annotation, molecular function: phosphatidylinositol phosphate binding.
GCUCGGAGUCACAUGACGCGUCACAUGACAGCGGCUCCCGCACGGCUCGUCCUCAGUAUUCCCCCAGCUCGGGGACGGUCUGUAGGAUCAUUACGCGGUGUGACGUCACAGGGAGACAUUCCAGAGCCCGCCCAUGUGGCUGUGUGCGCUGUGAGCGGAGAGGGCGAUGGAGGUUUACAUUCCAUCGUUUCGCUAUGAAGAUAGUGACCUGGAGAAGGGAUACACGGUUUUUAGAAUAGAGGUCCUUGUGAAUGGAAGAAGACAUUUUGUGGAGAAGAGGUACAGUGAAUUCCACGCACUCCAUAAAAAGUUAAAGAAAUCUAUUAAAACACCUGAGAUGCCAUCAAAGCAUGUUCGAAACUGGAUCCCUAAGGUGCUGGAGCAGAGGCGGCAAGGACUGGAGUUGUAUUUACAGUCUGUGAUAUAUGAAAAUGAAGAGCUUCCAAAGAUAUUUCUUGAUUUUUUAAACGUUCGGCAUUUACCGUCUUUGCCAAAAGCCGAAAGCUGUGGAUCUAUUGAGGACCUUGAAUCAGACGAAACCAGCAAACUGUCACACCAGCCUGUGCUGCUGUUCCUAAGGGAUCCAUAUGUCUUGCCUGCAGCCAACGAUCAUGCAGCGAAUGUUGUGAUAGAGGGUGUUCUUCGCGGCAUAUUCUACCCACACCUACAGACCAGCUAAGGUCAUGACGUCAACGGUACAACGCACCCUGCUUCCUGUGGAACUUUUUGGGAGAAGCUUGUGCUCCUGAAAUCUUUAGCUACAAUGUUUGUGGGAGAAUCUGUGA